Messenger RNA from Aureobasidium melanogenum CBS 110374, 2379 nucleotides. RefSeq names its product PLP-dependent transferase. The coding region runs from base 1 to 2379 and encodes 792 amino acids. Gene Ontology annotation, biological process: Mo-molybdopterin cofactor biosynthetic process. The transcript has 2 exons. Lineage: Eukaryota; Fungi; Ascomycota; Dothideomycetes; Dothideales; Saccotheciaceae. Gene Ontology annotation, molecular function: pyridoxal phosphate binding; molybdenum ion binding; molybdenum cofactor sulfurtransferase activity. The record is from RefSeq and is a predicted model, not a curated record.
AUGGACGCUACACAAUACGACGCUUACAUUGAACGCAUGAGGGAGACUGAGUAUCCUAUGCUCAAAGAUGCAACAUAUCUUGACCAUGCAGGAACGACUCUAUACAGCAAAUCGCUUCUUGAGGCUUUCACAGCCGACAUGCUAGGAAACUUGUACGGCAAUCCGCAUUCUGCUUCGCAAGCUUCACAACGAUCUACCCACCAAGUUCAAGAUGUCCGACUACAGCUUCUGCGGUUCUUCGAUGCCAAUCCCGACGACUUCGAUCUGGUCUUUGUCGCCAAUGCCACCGCAGGCAUCAAACUAGUUGCUGACGCUCUCCGUGAACACGACUCGGGGUUCUGGUACGGUUACCACAGAGAUGCGCAUACCAGUCUCGUUGGUGUACGCGAGCUGGCUAAGGAACACCACUGCUUUGCUGAAGAUGAAGAGGUUGAAGAUUGGAUUAGAAAUGGAGGACAAGAUACACAAACUCGCCUCGGACUCUUCGCCUACCCUGCCCAGUCCAACAUGAAUGGCCGUCGUCUACCACUUGAUUGGUGUGGUCGACUUCGAAACAAGGGGAUGUUGACUCUGCUGGAUGCUGCUGCACUCAUCUCGACGUCUCCUUUAUCCUUGGCCGACCUUGACACAGCCCCUGACUUUACAGUUCUCAGCUUGUACAAAAUAUUUGGCUUCCCGGAUCUGGGAGCUUUGAUCGUCCGUAAAGAUGCAGCAUGGGCUCUGCAGAAGAGAAGAUAUUUUGGUGGCGGCACAGUCGACAUGGUCGUGUCGUUGAAGGAGCAAUGGCAUGCUGUCAAGUCUACUCAUCUGCAUGAGCAACUUGAGGAUGGCACUCUGCCUGUUCACAGCAUUAUCGCUCUGAAGUCUGCUAUAUCGGUUCAUCACGAUUUGUUUGGCACCUUGGAACGCAUUUCUGAACACACCUCCCUCCUCGCCGGACGCUUGUAUUCUUCACUGAAAUCCCUCCGCCAUGGAAACGAUGAGCCAGUGUGUCAAAUCUACAAAGAUAAAGCUUCUACAUAUAGCGACAGGAGCACACAAGGUCCAGUCGUUGCAUUCAAUCUUUGCGACGCCAAAGGUCAUAUGGUCAGUAAUCUAGAAGUAGAAAAGCUGGCCCAUGUUCGCAAUAUCAGUAUCCGUACCGGCGGUCUUUGCAAUCCUGGAGGCAUCCAAUCCGCACUCGAUCUCUCCCCAUGGCAGAUGAAGAAAAACUUCUCGUCUGGUCAGCGUUGCGGAUCUGAGAACGACGAUGUCAUCAAUGGUCAGCCCACCGGCAUGAUACGAGCAAGUUUGGGUGCCAUGUCGACGAUCAAAGAUGUCGACACUUUCGUUUCUUUCGUCAAGGAAUUCUUCCUCGAAGAAGCUUCGGAUACGCCAUACAAACGAACCGACUCUCCUCUUUUAUCGUUGGACGUCCCGGUGUCAGAGCAACUGCACAUUGAGAGUUUGACAGUGUAUCCAAUAAAGAGUUGUGCGGGCUGGCAAGUCCCUGCCAAUACUUCAUGGGAGGUGCAACCGCAAGGCCUGGCAUGGGACCGCGAGUGGUGCAUCAUACACAGUGGAACCUCUGUCGCACUCUCGCAAAAGAAGUAUCCACGCAUGGCGCUCCUCCGUCCAAUACUGGAUUUUUCUGCAGGACUUCUACGUAUUACUUGUGCAGUACCUAUCAAAGACGCAACGACCACCGAAAUCAGCGUCCCACUUUCUGCCGACCCACGCUGCUUUACAUCUUCGAGCAAAACCUCCACACCAACAAACGUUUGCGGUGACAAUGUAGCAGCAAGAGUCUAUUCCUGUCCCAAAAUCUCAUCGUUCCUAUCUAGUGUGCUCGGUGUACCCUGCACACUCGCCCGCUUUCCAGCAAGCUUUGCAUCCAGACAUGCCAAAGCACACCUCUCCACCAGCAACAGCAAAACCUCAACACCACUCGCAUUCUCAAACGAGAGCCCCGUCCUCUGCAUUUCCAGAAUGUCAGUAAACGCACUGAACAAAACCAUAAAAGCAAAAGGAGGAACCGCAGUCCCAGCAUCUACUUUCCGUGCUAAUAUCGUGGUCUCACAACCUUUGCACUUGCCUCCAGGCACAGAAACUCCGUAUGUGGAAGAUUCUUGGACAAGUCUUGCUAUCACGGACAAGAGAGGGGGUGCAGGACAGCAGAAUGACGGCUCGAAAGCUGAUUUCAAAGUCUUGGGGAAGUGUAGGAGGUGUCAUAUGCUAUGCGUCGAUCAGCAGACGGCAGAAACCAGACAAGAACCUUUUGUCACAUUGGCAAAGACCAGGCGAGAAGAUGGAAAAGUGUGGUUUGGCGUGCAUCUAGCUUUGAGCAAAGGAGAAAAGAAAGGGUGGGUCAGAGUAGGCGAUCAAGUCACCGCUAUGUAG